Molecule: messenger RNA, 2433 nt
Organism: Lathyrus oleraceus (garden pea)
Lineage: Eukaryota; Viridiplantae; Streptophyta; Magnoliopsida; Fabales; Fabaceae
Exons: 3
Coding region: 1-2433 (810 amino acids)
Biological process (GO): proteolysis
Molecular function (GO): aspartic-type endopeptidase activity
Source: RefSeq, a predicted model, not a curated record
AUGGCUGCGUAUUCGGGCGAUGAAAAAAUGCUGAUACAUUUCUUUCAAGACAGUCUCAGCGGAGCAUCCGUUGAAUGGUACAUACAGCUUGAACGCUCGCAUGUACGUUCUUGGAGAGAGCUAGCUGAAGCUUUCUUGAAGCACUACCAGUAUAACACUGACAUGGCACCGAAUAGGAUGCAACUCCAGAGCUUGACUCAGAAAUUCGAAGAAUCCUUCAAAGAAUAUGCACAACGUUGGAGGGACCUAGCUGCUAGGGUCCAACCACCUAUGCUUGAGAAGGAGUUGGUCGAUAUGUUCAUGGGAACACUUCAGGGCCUUUACUAUGAGAAGCUGGUAGGGAGUACAUCGGCUGGUGUAAAGGCCGGAAAGAUCCCGAACCCCGCUAAUGCUGUCAAUGGGGCGAAGAAACCUUACGGCAGUUUUCCCAAGAAAAAAGAGGGAGAGACCAACGCCGCAUCAACCUCCAAGGGGAAGAGGAAGGCUUACCGAACCCCGUAUUAUCAGGUCGCAGAAGUGACUCCCAACCACUAUCAACCACCCACAUAUGCUAUUCCUGCCGCUCCACAGCAAGUCCCUGGCCAGCCGCCUGCUCAGUACCAGCAGCCGAACAAUUAUCAGCAAUACCCACCUAGCCAACAACGUCCUAGAAGACAAGAGAGGAGACUCGAUCCUCUUCCUAUGAGCUGCUGUCAACUACUAAACCAUCUGUUGAACUGUUCUCUUAUCAAGCUCAGGGAAGCCAGGCCUCAGCCGUCCCCACUCCCACCGGGCUAUGAUGCAAACGCACGAUGCGAGUUCCACACUAGGGCACCCGGCCAUACUCUUGAUAACUGUAAAGAGUUAAGGUAUAAAGUGCAAGAUCUCCUUGAUUCGAAGACCAUAUCGUUCGUACCAGCGAGGCCCAAUGUCAACAACGAUCCGAUGCCUCCUCAUGCCGGACAUCCCGUGAACAUGAUCCAAGAGUCCGCUGUGGUCGACCGUAUCUCAAAGGUCGACAUGAUAAAGACUCCGUUACUGGAAGUGAAGAAACAGUUGCUCCUAAGGAACGUGUUCCCUGGAUGCACUGAUGACUGUGCACGUUGUGGGGAUACCCCACAAGGUUGUGAGGAGCUUAGAGAAGUACAAAUACCUGUUGAGAAUGCUCCCACGACGCCCUUGGUAAUCGUUGUACCGGCUCCAUUCCCAAACGAAAGCACCAAGGCCGUCCCCUGGAACUAUAACUCCACAGCUUAUCUGCAUGGGCGAAAACUCGAAGAAAGGAUUGCCAAAACUCGAAAGACUUUGGUAAUCCAUGUACCCUAUGAAGUUCCCGAGCCUGCCGAGGUACAAAAAUUAGUGGAAGUUCAAGAGCCAGUGGUGAACAUUGCAGGCACUAGCGGCAUGACCCGAAGCGGCCGCAUAUUUGCUGCACCACCCCCACCAGAAAAAGAGAAUCUUGGAACUAACGCCAAGAGCAAGGGUAAGCAACCUGCCGGCCCGGAGCAGGAACAAACCCAAACUCAAGGCAAAGUUAUGCCAGAUGACGUGGAAGAGUUCCUCCGCAUCAUAAACAAGAGCGACUACAAAGUGGUUGAUCAGCUCAACCAAACACCAUCCAAGAUCUCUAUAUUGUCACUACUACUGUGCUCCGAGGCCCAUCGAGAUGCUCUAUUCAAGUUUCUCAGCGCCGCCCAUGUGCCCCAAGAAAUCACCGUCAACCAAUUCGAAGGGGUAGUGGAUAAUAUAGCUUCGAAAGGAUGCCUAGGCUUUUGCGAUGAUGAGCUGCCUCCCGAGGGAAAAAAUCAUAACAAAGCCUUACAUGUAUCCAUAGAGUGCGCUGACACGAUAAUGUCCAGGGUGCUGGUGGACACAGGGUCUUCCUUAAAUGUGCUUCCGAAGAUUUCCCUCACCAAGCUGACAAUAGAGGGCCUACUGAUGAAACCCAGUGCGUUGAUAAUGCGAGCGUUCGAUGGUUCACGUCGGUCAAUCAUCGGAGAGGUGGACCUUCCCAUCAAGAUAGGGCCGUACACCUUCUUCGCGACCUUCUAUGUGAUGGAUAUCCAUCCAGUAUAUAGUUGCCUCUUGGGCCGCCCAUGGAUCCACGCUGCAGGGACAGUAACCUCUACCCUCCAUCAAAAACUGAAGUUUAUCAUCAGUGACAAGUUGGUCACCAUCGAUGGAGAAGAAGACAUUCUGGUCAGCCAACUAUCCUCCUUCCGGUAUGUUGAAGUGGAUGGGGAUAUUUAUGAAACACCCUUUCAGGCAUUCGAGAUCGCCAAUGUGUUGAUGAAUCCCCUCAAAGGAAGAGCAUCCGGAAAGUCUGAGCUCUCGAUGUCGUCCCUAAAGGAUGCUCAGACAAUAAUAAAAGCAGAUCAUCCGGAGGGAUGGGGGAGAAUCUUGGAGCUGCCUGUCAACAAAAACAUGUCUGGCUUAGGUUACCACCCAGAAUAG